AUGUGGCUAAUAUUUUCCCUGAGCGCCUACAUUGUCAUUGUUGUAGUGCAUACAGCUAAUGCAUUUCUCGAACAAAGCGUACGCGUCAGGGGACGACUGCUAUGUGGUUCCCAGCCAGCUUCCAGCAUCCUAGUGAAAUUAGUCGAUAAAGAUAAUGGUCCAAAUCCGGAUGAUUUAAUGGAUUCCUGUUAUACAGAUAGUGGUGGCAAAUUUGAUUUACAGGGCAAUUCAUAUGAAUUAUCGACGAUCGACCCCGAAGUGCGUAUUUAUCACGACUGCAACGAUUACGGAAGGCCAUGUCAAAGGGAAUGGGUUAUCCGUAUUCCGGAUCGUUAUGUAUCUAACGGAGCAGUAGCUCGGAAGACAAUGGAGCUCGGAGAAAUGAAUCUUGAAGUGGAACUUGAAGAUGAAGAUCAAGAAUGUAUACAUCAUUGA
Brugia malayi is the source of this 435-nucleotide messenger RNA. RefSeq lists its product as uncharacterized. The record is from RefSeq and is a predicted model, not a curated record. Bases 1 to 435 code for a protein of 144 amino acids. The transcript is spliced from 3 exons. NCBI's taxonomy places the organism in Eukaryota, Metazoa, Nematoda, Chromadorea, Rhabditida, Onchocercidae. Gene Ontology annotation, cellular component: cell surface.